Dryobates pubescens (Downy woodpecker) is the source of this 1065-nucleotide messenger RNA. It is a transcript of the gene DOK3, whose product is annotated as docking protein 3. Bases 145 to 1020 code for a protein of 291 amino acids. NCBI's taxonomy places the organism in Eukaryota, Metazoa, Chordata, Aves, Piciformes, Picidae. The record is from RefSeq and is a predicted model, not a curated record. Gene Ontology annotation, cellular component: cytoplasm. The transcript has 3 exons. Gene Ontology annotation, biological process: cell surface receptor protein tyrosine kinase signaling pathway; positive regulation of MAPK cascade.
CUACAGAGGGGCUCUGGGGUGCAUGGGCAAGCAGAGGAGCUUGUGCUCACCUAGUCCAGGUGCCGCACUCACAUCCUUCUGUUUCAGGGCACAAAGGAGAGAGUGCAAAGCAGUGCUGAGACCCAGCCCAGUCCUGCUGUCCCUAUGGAGGAGAACUCCCUCUACACCUCCUGGCAGGAGUUGACUGAGUUCCCAGUGCUGGUUGUCCGGACAGAUGCAGCUACCCACUGUGGCCUGCACGGGCACUACCUGCUCUCGGCCCUUCCCCAGAGCCUGGCGCUGAAGGAUCCGCAGUCCCGACAGCCUCUGCUCACCUGGCCCUACCCCUUCCUCCGAAAGUUUGGCCAUGAGCAGAGUGUCUUCUCCUUUGAGGCUGGUCGGCGCAGUGACUCUGGCGAGGGCACCUUCACCUUCAGUACCCCACGGGCCCUGGAGCUGUGCCGGGCUGUGGCUGCUGCCAUUGCCUGUCAGCAGCAGGGCAAGGCUGCCCCAGACUCCCCUCUCUUCUCUGCCUCUGAAGUACAGGGCCUUGAGCACCAGCCCUGGGGAUCCAGAGCCGAGGAGCUCCAGCCUAACCUGUCUCUGGGGGGGACACAAUCUCCUAUUGUGUACGCUUCUAUUGCCCGGAGCCAGCAGCCUCUCUUCACACCAGGGCAGCCGGCCUCUAGAGAGCCCUGGGCUGCGGGGAAAGCCCCUGAGCAUCUCUAUGAGAACAUCUUCACUUCGGAGCUGGGCCCAGCCAGGGCACAGGAGGAGGAGGCAGAGGACGAAAGGCAGUGGGAGGUGGAGUGCCGGCAGGCUCCAGAGGGCCACAGCAGUGACCUGGGCCCUAUCUAUGACAAUCAGGCCCCUUUAGCCCAGCUGCCACGGGGCAGCCCCCAGUCCCCGGAGCAGUGCUGGGGCCAUGGGGAGCAGGAGCUGCUGCCGGGGCGUCCUGGGCACAAACCCCAGAGCAACCUCCGGGCCAAACUUGUGCGGCUGCUCAGCCGGGAGACCCCUGGCCCCCGGGACUGGCCCUGAACCCGGCCCGGAUGCGGUUCGGUGGUACGCUGCGGAGAAUAAACA